CCACUGUGGUAUCAAAGUAACAAAUGUUUACAUACUUAUAUGAAUACGUUAGUUUUUAAAUUACCGGUACAAUAAAUAAUAAAACUUAAAAUAAAACAUUAAGGCAAGUGUUCAACGACCAACGCGAACAAGAAGUAAGUUAAGUCCAUAAGCAGACAGUACACAACAACUUGGAUGCCCGAGCGUGUAAUCUAAUGUCAUAUAUUACAUAUUGUCUUAACACGCCUAAUCACCAGACGAUCAAUCUAAAAUAAAAUAAUUAUCGGUGAUAGUGCAAGGAGUAUAGUUACUAAUAAAUAAUUGCACCAUUUAAUUAUGAAAGUGUCACCAUUAAAACGUCUGUCAAUCAAUAAAGUCAUCAGUGGGAUUUUUAGAAAAUGACGAGUUGGAAGUGUGUGUAAAGAGAAUGGCCUCCGUCGUAGACCUUGUUUGAAGUUUAGUACGACUGCAACGACGACGUAUUUUGAAUAUUGUCAAAAUUACGAUAUAAGUGUGUGUAUUUUACCAAGUCAUCGAUAAACAAUAAAUAUAAAAAAGAAGAAAAUAAAAAAAUAAAAUUACGAGUUAAAAGUGGAACUGGCGUGACUCUAGAAGAUUGUCUAGACAAUUCUGAACGUUCAGUGAAAGUCUUGAAAUAAUACGACUUAUUUUGAUUGUUGGUAAAUUAUGGAGACAUCAGAAGAACCAUCAAGUCUGCAGUCUAUUUGUCAUAUUAGAGCUUCAGAGCUUUUCCCAAAACACGCUCACUAUGAAACUGACGAUUCAUCACUGAGUGUACCAUUUACACCUUUGAGCGGUGAAUUCGUCGUGGCAUUGGGACGCACUGCCGAUGGCACAUUGGCUCUCUCUAAUUACAGGUUGUACUUACAAUUGAGCCAGACGUGUUACAAUAUACCGCUAGGUCUUAUUGAACAGCUAGAAGUUAAAGAAAUAUUUUUUUUACACAUAAGCUGUAAAGACGCACGCUCAGUCAGCUGCGCAUUCUCUACAAAUGAACACUGCUUAGAGUGGUUCAAACGGCUUCAUAAAGUUACUUAUUCGAGAAAAAGUAUUGAAGAAAUAUUUUGCUUUGCGUAUUACGCAUGGUCAGUUGAAGAAGGGAGAGACUAUCUCCGGCUUGGAAAAGAUAAUAAUUCAUAUAUUGCAUCAUUUAAUUCGGAAGUUGAACGAUUGAAAUUUAAUUUACACGGUACCUGGCGUAUAACCCAAAUAAAUAAAGAUUACCAAAUUUGUUCCUCGUAUCCACCAGAGCUGCUGGUCCCAGCAUGCAUUUCUGACAAGCAACUGGAGCUUGUAGCUAAAUUUCGAAGCUCGAGGCGAAUUCCAGCAGUGAUAUGGCGUAAUGUUAAUAAUGGCGCCGUGAUAGCUAGGAGCAGUCAGCCAGAAGUUGGCUGGCUCGGUUGGCGGGAACCAGAGGACGAGGCAUUACUAAAAGCACUGUCAGAUGCAUGCUCGUACGACCGCGGUGAGUCGACCAUGAUGGACUCACCGCUGAGUUAUCCAGACUCGAGUGAAGACACCCCGAGUAGUAUUGCCAGUAGCAAUAAUGCUAAAAAAGUCCUGAUAGUUGACGCAAGAUCUUACACAACAGCUGUUGCUAAUCGCGCACGUGGUGGUGGCUGUGAGUGCCCUGAGUAUUAUCCAAAUUGCGACAUACAAUUUAUGAAUCUUCCAAAUAUACAUUCGAUAAGAAAAAGUUUUCAUGCGGUGAGACAACUUUGUGCCUCGGAUGCUGAUCAACCGAAUUGGCUGAGCUUACUAGAAGGUACCAGAUGGUUACAGCACAUGUCGGGACUUUUACGUGCUGCUGUAACUGUCGCCUCGGCUAUUGAGAGAGACGGUCGUCCGGUGCUUGUGCACUGCAGUGAUGGCUGGGACAGGACACCUCAAAUAGUCGCACUAGCCCAAAUAUUAUUAGAUCCAUAUUAUCGAACAAUGGAAGGUUUUCAAAUACUUUGUGAGAGAGAAUGGUUAGACUUUGGCCACAAAUUUGCCGAUCGCUGUGGCCAAAUAGUCGGCUGUGAAGACCCCAAUGAAAGAUGUCCAGUAUUUCUUCAGUGGCUUGACUGCGUGCAUCAAUUAAUUGAACAAUUCCCGUGUUGUUUUCAAAUGUCCUCAGCAUAUAUCGUAAAACUUGCGCAGCAUACGUACUCCCAACUUUUUGGUACAUUUUUAUGUAAUACACGUCAAGAAAGACUCCAACUACGGAUAAAAGAUCGUACAUUUUCAGUAUGGCGUUUUCUAAACUACAAUUCAUAUAUAAAUCAUUUAUACACACCGUUAAAAAACCAGGUAUUAUGGCCGAAGUGUAACGUACGUGACCUUGUACUAUGGUCAGAAGUGUACCUCGGUUCCAUGGAGAUGUCACCUAAACCAGACAAACAGAGAGUUUCUCUGAUUGACAUUGAGGGCGCGGAUAAUGAGAAGCCGCAACAUGGACAAAUGACUAAAACACGUUCUUACGGUGAUCUUAUUCACACACAAGAUCAUGUGUCAUAUCUACACCGCAGACUGAGCGAUCCCAGUAUUUCUAUUGAAAAAAAAUUUGAUUCUCUGAAUAUGGACAAUGUUUCGGAUAAGACUGAAGGCGAGAGUACUGAUGAGGAAAAGAUUCAAGGCAUUUGUGAGCAGUCAUUAGAAUGCGACCUUAUUAAAAAUAAACAUAACGCUAAUGAGAUGUCAAAUGACGUACCGGGUAAUCCAUCAGUUGACAGUUCCACAGACACUCUGAUACCCAGCAGUGAACCGGGUUUAUUAAUUCCCAUAGACGCCCAAAAAGAUCUGCGGCAAGAGAAUUCAUUAUCUACCGAAAACGGAGUUACACCCUGGUUAGAAAGUAGCGCACCGGCUACUGACAGAGCACCAUGUACGUGCAGUCGUUUUAAUCAAGAAGACAUAAGCGAAGCCAGUGAAACAAGUAUUCCUUUAAAUUCAAGAACACCCAGCAGUAUAUGCCCCGCAUCCCCAACACAUCAGGAUAUUAUCCUUGAUAAUCCUGAUAGUCUAGACGACGUUGACGGCCUUCCUAUUACUCAUUGUGAUGUACAAUUGCGCGUACAACAAAUUAUCGUUGAACACAAGGUAAAGGAAGAAGCCUUGAGAAAAGAAUUACAUACAACACGUUUAGCUCUUAUUAAACAAGUCUGUAAUAAUCAUAACAACACAGAUAAUGAUCGAGUUGAUGAUAUAGGAUCGCUACCGGAUUCAGUUGGCAGUGCAGGAGAUCAUGGAGAAUCUCUGCCCUCGGAUAUGUCUUGGGAAGCAGUAGAGGAACUUGGACCAGCGCCAACACUCUGGGUACCUGACCAUGCAGUAAAUCGAUGCAUGGGCUGCGAUACUGAAUUUUGGCUGGGCAGACGCAAACAUCAUUGCAGGGGUUGCGGUAAAAUAUUUUGCGCCGAUUGUUCGGAAAAUUCAACUCCACUUCCAAGUGAACAGCUUUACACACCAGUACGGGUAUGCAGUGAGUGUUUUUCACGGCUACAUCAUCAUCAUCAUCAUAACACAAAUUCAUGUCAAUGCAAUACGUUACGUCAUCCAACUGUAGCAAGUAAGCACAUGGAUAACAAUGAUUUUGUUGAUACGACACCAUCUAAUUCCGAACUAACUUUUGUCGGUACAAAAUCAAAGCUCACUAAUAAUAUAAAUAAGGAAACCGGAUGUGCUGAAACGUCAUUAGCAAUAAAUUACCAAAAAAAUCAAACCACUAGUUCGGUAGCAAGUGGUCAGGUUGUCAAUUAAUGCAACAGCAAAAUGAUAGAAAUAAAUGAUGAUUAUUUAUGUGAUUUUAUUUGGAUUCAAAAUUAAUAUAAAUAUAAAUAUAUAUUUAAUUAAAUUAUUUAUUAUAAAAAAAAAAAUUGAAGCCAGUGAAAAUUUUAAAUUAAAUUAAAUUUUAAAAAAUUAGGCUAGAUUCCACUCGACGCAUUCUAUUCAUUUAUCAUCAGAUUAAUGUAAAAAAAAAAAUCAAUAAAUAAACAAAUAAAUGACACAUAGUUGCAGCUUGUGUACAUGUACACAUAUAUUUAAUAUAUAUAUAUAUAUAUAUAUAUAUAUAUAUAUAUAUAUAUAUGGACACAUAUAACAAGAAGGAUAAAUAAUGAUGUAUUAAGAUCGUAUUAUCGGUCAAAUAUUUAUUACUAGGAUAAUAAUAAUGAUAAUGAUAUUUUUACGACAAUGCAUAUAGAAUUGGUGUUUAUUAGACGACAUCGUAAUGGAGAAUAAAUAUAAUUAAAUAAAUAUAUGUAGAUUUAGUAUAUAUACAUAUACUUUAAAAAAAAGAAAAUAAAUAAAUGUACAUAUGUAUUUUGAAUUGAAUACUUGCAUGUCUCUGUAAGAAAAAAAAAAUGAGAAAUGUGGAAAAUGAUACAUGUAUGUAUCAAUAUAUUUUCUUCUCUUGUCAAGCGGUGAAAUCCAAUAUGUUGUGAUGCAUUUCAAUGCAUAUUUAAUAUAUAUAUAUAUAUAUAUAUAUAUAUGUAUACAUAUGUGUGUAUGUAUGUAUGUGUAUAUUUAUAUAUAGUUAGGCUGUGAUGGAUAUCAUUUUCGGGCACGAACUAAC
Messenger RNA from Microplitis demolitor, 4555 nucleotides. Its product is annotated as myotubularin-related protein 4. The record is from RefSeq and is a predicted model, not a curated record. Gene Ontology annotation, biological process: regulation of autophagy; dephosphorylation. The coding region runs from base 667 to 3741 and encodes 1024 amino acids. Gene Ontology annotation, molecular function: protein phosphatase binding; metal ion binding; phosphatidylinositol-3,5-bisphosphate 3-phosphatase activity. Lineage: Eukaryota; Metazoa; Arthropoda; Insecta; Hymenoptera; Braconidae. The transcript is spliced from 15 exons.